CAUCGCAUAAAGAAGUAAACAAGUAAACAAGUGUGGUUCGCUGUUUUGCAGAUUCAAUCUAAAAUAUUUAAUAUUAAAAAAAUUGUUUCUCAAACCAAAUAUUAUCGUUGAUUGAAAUUCGCUGCAGCAAAAAUAAACAGUUCAAUUAUGCGGAGAAAAAUAUCGCGUUUUGAUAAGUUCCUUAAUCCAAAACAACGUGGAUCCGGAACCCCCCGAAGGGGAGAUAUAGCUCGUGAGGUGGCUUUACAAUUCGAGAAAAAGUUUCAAUUUCUUCUCAUCGACGGAUCAAAAACAAAUCCGCAUCUCCCUUCGCUAGAGACCGUUUUCGCCCCGAGGACUACUUAUGAGGUAGAAUCGCUUCAGAAGAUAAAAACCGCUCUGAACAAGGUUAAGAGCCGAUUGAACGAUUUCGAGAUCAACGACUGGCACAAGCACACCCGGCGCCGGUCCUCCCUGCAGCCGAUUCUAAGCGAAUUGCGGCACCGUGUGCGGGCGGAGUUUGUGACCCAAGCGUUCGCCAAGCUGUACGAGUGCGUCUCAGCGUACGAACUAGUCCCGCCGCUAUCCAAUGGGGAACGAGAGUUCUACAGUGUCCAUUUGUGCGAAGCCCCGGGAGCCUUCAUCACCGGGUUGAACCACUAUCUGAAGCUGAAUCGGGGAGACGCGAUGCAGUGGCGCUGGUUCGCCAAUACGCUGAACCCGUACUACGAGGGCAACUGCUUGGGAAACAUGAUUGCGGACGAUCGGUUUAUUCUGCAUACGAUCGACUCGUGGUGUUUUGGAGCGGACUAUACCGGGGAUAUCAUGCGCAAGGAGAAUCUGGCGGAGAUCGUUCGGCGGAGUAAGGUAUUUCCGAGGAUCAAUUUAGUCACCGCAGACGGUUCUAUCGACUGUUUGGAUGUGCCGGAAGCACAGGAAGCUCACGUUUCCAAACUGCACCUGGCAGAGGCGAUCACGGCCCUGAAAAUCCUGACCACCGACGGGUGUUUCAUUCUGAAAAUGUUCACCUUCUUCGAACACUCCAGCGUCGAUCUACUCUACCUGUUGUAUGUAUGUUUUCGCGAACUGCACGUAUUCAAACCGGCCACAUCUAAGCCGGGCAAUUCCGAAGUGUACGUGAUAGCGAAGUAUUUCCGAAAACCAACCAACCUCGAUGCCUACCUGGACCGAAUGUUCGAUAAUCUCCAUUCCGAGGGCUCGAUGUUCGACCUAAAGGACAUUCCGGUGGAAUUUAUCGAUCAGAUUCGAGAUUGCGCGGACCAGUUCAUGACGUUCCAACAAGAAGUGAUAGAGCACAAUAUUUAUUUCUAUCGCAUGAAUGAUGACUUUGAAAAUGUGCGAUUGGAAAUAUUCCAAACAAAGAUGUGCCAGCAUUUUUUUAAAACGUAUAAAAUCAAACCGAUUCGUCCUUCGGAAGCAAUUCUGCACGGAGUGGAUGUUUCGAACGGUUCGGUCAACAUAAAUCCGCGGGACAACCAGGGCACGUACAAUGAGCGAAGUCUCAUCAACUUGACCAAUGGAGACGCUAGACUGAAAAUUCUAAGAGAUAGAUUAGACGAUUUGUAUGACAAUAAGCCACGCUAUAUCGCUGGAGCAAAACUCUCCGAUCGACCGUAUGUGGGCUACCGGUCAAGUUUAGAAAUCAUUCAGUUGUACUGCGGUAAGUCAAUCCGACAAAUCUUGAGCAGUAAAUUUGUCAUGAUCACAUAUGUCCGAUUCCUGAGUGAAAUUACUGACACCCUUGCCAGCAUAGCUCCACCAAUAGAAGAAACUAGUCCGCUAUUAACCCUAAACCGAACCACGUAUACUCUCACAAUCGACAUCAAGGCUUACGCCGCAUUGCCGAACUACGAUUUGUUUGAGAAACAACUUUUUCACCAUAUCCUCGAAUGCAUCACAGACCUACCACUGCAGGAAGGUGUCGAUCAGUUAGUAGUCGAAAACUGGCUUUUGCUAACGCAGUUCUCCGUGGGAUUGGUGUUCUUUCUGAAAACCUACGUUUUCGAGCAGAUCGAGUGUGCACAGGGAAACAUGCUACGAUUUUCUCGCCUCAAGCCGGACGGAAUCGAAAAUUUGCGUUAUUUGAACGAAACGGUCCAGAUGGAGCAAAACGGAUGCACGGAAGGCAAAUCGGUGCUGGGCAUCGUUCCGACGUUUGUGCUCUUCGAUGGAAGCUUUUACUACGCUGUGAUCAACUACAACAAUGGGCUGUGUUUGGAUUAUUGUGCAGUGCUGCUCGAGGACGAGUAAGAAGAAUAUUUAUCUGAUGAAAAAGAUAGAAAGGGGUUAUUUUCCGACAAAAUGGAAACUUUGAAUGCUUUACACUGAAUAACUCAGUACAUCACAAAUAUGUUUUAAUAUUUUAAUAUUUUGAACUUGAACCUUUAUUGUCGUUAAUACAUAAAGCAUACUUACAAAGCAAGUCAAAAGUGAAUAUAAUUUUGAUCUGAACUCAA
Messenger RNA from Armigeres subalbatus, 2456 nucleotides. It is a transcript of the gene aft, whose product is annotated as cap-specific mRNA (nucleoside-2'-O-)-methyltransferase 2. Gene Ontology annotation, biological process: 7-methylguanosine mRNA capping. Gene Ontology annotation, molecular function: methyltransferase cap1 activity. The record is from RefSeq and is a predicted model, not a curated record. Lineage: Eukaryota; Metazoa; Arthropoda; Insecta; Diptera; Culicidae. Gene Ontology annotation, cellular component: nucleus; cytoplasm. The coding region runs from base 148 to 2250 and encodes 700 amino acids. The transcript is spliced from 2 exons.